AUGUCUAGCUUUCGUUGUUUGAAACAAGUGUCUUUUUUGUUAAGAUCCUCGUUCUUAGUUCAGAGAAAUAGCAGCAGGAUUUUUAUCAACCACAGCAACUACUCCGCUAGACCAUUUUCAUCUUCAAGAGUUACGCUGCAAUAUCAAGACAAUAUUCAAAGGUUGAUGGAAUUGGCUCGAACUAAUCAGGAAUUUCAAAAUGCUAUGAUUGAAAUACAAAAAGCUUUCGAAAAGGUCAAGACAAACCCAGAUGGUAGUUUAAGCAAAACCGAGCUAUUUAGUGUUUUGAUUCAACCAAGUGUUCGUGAGAGUGGCAAAAUAAUCAAAAGAAUCUGCGAUGAAAACGAUAUUGUUUUAAAACCCGAAGAUAUCAUGAACGCAAAGAAUAGCAUUUUAAACAUUUUAAAAAAGUAA
This is a messenger RNA of Ascoidea rubescens DSM 1968, 414 nucleotides long. RefSeq lists its product as uncharacterized. The record is from RefSeq and is a predicted model, not a curated record. Bases 1 to 414 code for a protein of 137 amino acids. Lineage: Eukaryota; Fungi; Ascomycota; Saccharomycetes; Ascoideales; Ascoideaceae. The transcript has a single exon.